CAGGAGGCAAGAAACACGUGUUAAUUAUUUUAUUUAAUAACUAGUUCUCAACUGCGACUUCGUACGUCAGAUCGGGUUAUUUUUCAGAAAUAGAUUUCUCGUGCACAUUACGUGUUCAAGAUGGAUGCAGUUGCUGCAAUAUCCAAUAUACAUUCUAUCCAGAAUGCGUUGCAAGUGAUUGCAACGUUGCAGCUAACGUCAUAUAUGUUCCCGCACAGUUCGAAUAUUAAUGAUGGAAGUAUUUACGACUAUAUAGUGGUGGGAGCAGGGUCCGCUGGGAGUGUAGUAGCCAAUAGACUUACUGAGGAUCCAAAUACGACGGUGCUUCUUGUAGAAGCCGGAGGAGAUCCACCUGUAGACUCAGUUCUUCCAGGUUUAAUGGUUUAUUUAAAAGAAACAUCAGUUGAUUGGAAUUAUACUUCGUCUGAAGAAAAUUCUCGAAUAUGCGCUCAAAACUACGUCAGAGAUAUGACACGUGGUAAAAUGUUAGGAGGAUGUAGCAGCAUGAACUAUAUGUUAUAUGCUCGAGGCGACCCCCAUGAUUAUAAUACCUGGGCCGAUAUACUCAAAGACGAAUCGUGGAAUUAUGACAACGUUCUACCAUACUUCAUUAAAAGUGAAAAUCUUCUUGAUCCUGAUAUUCUUAAUUCACCUAACAGGAUAUUUCAUGGUGUUAAUAGUUUCUUAAAUGUUACAAAACAACCAUCAAAUGAGACACAUAAAUACUUGGCUGCAUUUAAAGAGUUAGGAUAUGAAAUCGUUUUGGACUCAAAUGGAAAUUAUACUUUGGGAUAUUCACAACCGUUAUACACUAUUGCUAAUAAUGUUCGACAGAGCACUGCUCACUCAUUUCUUGGUACAAUCAAAAACAGACCUAAUUUGUAUAUCCUUAAAAACAGUUUCGCUACAAAGAUAAUAUUUGACGAUAAUAAUAACGCGAUUGGUCUCAAAAUAAUAAAAGAAAAUGAUGAAAUCAUAACAGUAAAAGCCAACAAAGAGAUAAUAAUAUCUACUGGAACUAUUAAUACUCCUCAAUUACUCAUGUUAUCGGGUAUUGGCCCUAGAGAGCAUCUACUUAGUAUGGGAAUUGAUGUAAUAUCCGAUUUACCAGUAGGAGAAAAUCUUCAAGAUCAUGCUCCUGUAGUUUUGUUAUACGCUAUGGAAAAUAAGAGCAUUGUACAAAAAUCCACCGACCCCCAUCGUUUUCCAACUCCUUUAAUGACUGGUUAUGUAGCUUUGAAUAAGUCCCAAGUUUUUCCAGACUAUCAAACAAUGAAUCUUAUUACAGAUAGCGCUAGUGCUUUACAAUUUUGUGCUUAUUCAUUUAAUAUUGACUACAAUAUUUGUCAACGAUUCUAUGAAGAUAGCAAGGGAAAAGAAGUACUUUUCGUCUUGUGCUCCAAUCUCAAGCCAAAAUCUCGAGGACGUGUUCUUUUGCAGAGUACAAAUCCUAAAAAACCUCCUUUAAUUAACUUAGGACAUUAUUCGGAUUAUACUGAUAUAGAAAAAAGUAUUGCAUAUGCAAAUGAUUUUAAUCGUAUAUUGAAAACGAAAUAUUUUAAGAAUGUGGAUGCUAAGUUGUUAGUUACGCAAGAUUGUCAAGGCUUAGAACAAGGUAGCGAAGAGUUCUGGCGUUGUUACAUACCAUGUAUUAGUACAACGAUAUUUCACUAUGUGGGUACAUGUGCUAUGGGAAGUGUGUUGGACUCACGACUUCGAGUUUCUGGCGUGCAAAAAUUAAGAGUCGUAGACGGUAGCGCUAUACCUAUUAUAACCAGUGGAAAUACCAACGUUCCCAUAAUUAUGAUUGCUGAAAAGGCUGCAGAUAUGAUAAAAGAAGAUAAUGCAAAAUUAUGAUUUAUAAAGCUUCAAUACCGAAAUGUAGAAAUGGUCUUAUUAUAUAUAUAUUAUAUAAUAUAAUUUAUAUUAAUAUUAUAAUUUGUUUCGAUAGUUGAAAUUGGUGAAAAUGAAGUAUUGUUAAACUUUUGUUCGUCUUUUGUUUUGUCGUGUUAACUGUUCUUGACUGCUGUAGGUAUUUCUAAACUAGAACUAGUGUGCCAUUUUUUUUUUAUAAAUUAUUCAAAUCUUAUAACUAUUAUACAUAUGAUAAUCAAAAUAGUGACCACAUUCAAUGAUUGUAGCAAUGAAUAUACAUUUCGGUGACGAUCAAAGAAAUCGCUGAAGAAGCUGUCUAUC
This is a messenger RNA of Galleria mellonella (greater wax moth), 2196 nucleotides long. RefSeq names its product ecdysone oxidase-like. NCBI's taxonomy places the organism in Eukaryota, Metazoa, Arthropoda, Insecta, Lepidoptera, Pyralidae. The record is from RefSeq and is a predicted model, not a curated record. The transcript has 4 exons. Gene Ontology annotation, molecular function: flavin adenine dinucleotide binding; ecdysone oxidase activity. The coding region runs from base 121 to 1857 and encodes 578 amino acids.